Molecule: messenger RNA, 1347 nt
Organism: Thamnophis sirtalis
Lineage: Eukaryota; Metazoa; Chordata; Lepidosauria; Squamata; Natricidae
Source: RefSeq, a predicted model, not a curated record
GGAGGAGAGGUGAGGAUGGACGGGGUUUGGGGAGCGAAAGAGGCCGCACCUCCGUCCCCUCCCGAAAUUGCAGCGGGCAAAAUGAGUGUGAAGUCAGAACGCCGAGGGAUCCAUGUUGAUCAGUCCGAACUGCUUUGCAAGAAAGGAUGCGGUUACUAUGGCAACGUAGCUUGGCAGGGCUACUGCUCCAAAUGCUGGAGAGAAGAGUACCAAAAAGCCAGGCAGAAGCAAAUCCAGGAAGAUUGGGAGCUUGCUGAGAGACUACAGCGUGAAGAAGAAGAGGCCUAUGCUAAUACUCAGCACACUCAGGGGGCUCAGUCGCUUACUUUCACAAAAUUCGAGGAAAAAAAAACAAGUGAGAAGCUGCGGAAAGUGGCAACAGUGAAGAAAUUCUUUGGAGCAUCUUCGCGUCCUGGAACUAAGAAGGCCAUUCAGGAAUCCAGUUUUAAGGCUGAACAGCUUGAGGAAGAAGUCAGUGCUGAUAAUCUUCUAAGGCAUUUGAAGGAGAUGUUUACUCCGUCUUGGGAGCUUGCUUCUCCUGCUGAAGAAGCCCCGGAAGCUAAAGCACCUAGUCCUUCUAUCAGUAGGCAGGUCAGCAUCGAAACCGAUAGAGUGUCCAAGGACUUCAUUGAAUUUCUUAAGACCUACAAUAAGGCUGGCCAGGAGAUCUACAAGCAGUGCAAACUGUUCCUGGAUACGAUGCAUCGCAAGCGGGAGUUGAGUGUUGAGGAACAGUCUGAAUAUGCUCAGAGCCUCUAUCAGAAUGUGGCAGAUAAGCUACAGACUCGCUGGAAAGUGCCUCCAGAAAAGGUGGAAAAAGUGAUGGAUCAAGUGGAGAAAUACAUAAUGACCCGCUUGUAUAAAUACGUUUUCUGCCCGGAAACCACGGAGGAUGAGAAGAAAGAUCUGGCUGUCCAGAGAAGAAUCAGAGCUUUGCACUGGGUUACUCCACAAAUGCUUUGUGUUCCUGUCAAUGAAGAAAUCCCUGAAGUCUCAGACGUAGUUGUGAAAGCUAUCACAGACAUCAUUGAAAUGGACUCGAAGCGUGUCCCCCGGGACAAGUUGGCCUGCAUCACUAACUGCAGCAAGCACAUAUUUAAUGCCAUCCGGACCACAAAGGCUGAGCCAGCUUCAGCUGAUGACUUUUUGCCCACUCUCAUCUACAUUGUCCUGAAGGGCAACCCACCCCGCCUGCAGUCCAACAUUCAGUACAUUACUCGGUUCUGCAAUCCCAGCAGGCUGAUGACCGGGGAGGAUGGCUAUUACUUUACGAACCUGGAUCUUGAACGUACAGUCUUGAGGCACUAUGGAGAAGCUAUAGGAUGCACAUAUAUCAAGGAAAUCUAA